CAUCUCAAUCCAACCCAACCAUGCACUCCCCAAUAGAUAGACACAAGACAAGAAUCUAGUCACUCAAAAACAUUGUCGCAUAGAACAAUUUCCUCGACACAUACUAUCUUACGUACAACCGAGUUUUCAAAAUUAUAUAUAAUCGUUAAUUAUUGCCAUAACACAACCCAAAGAAGCAGAGAAACUCACUCACUCCUCUGGAGUUCUGAUUUUGAAAAGAGUGGAACCCCAGUUGGAUUUUGUCAUUUUUCUCCCUCACGACAGGACAAGGGAAUUAAAGGUUUGAAAGCUGAAUCAGAGAAAUAAUGAUGAUUGCAUCUUCUCUUAUGUCCUUUCAAAUUCAACAAUCUGUAAUUUUCAUUGACAGCUUCUACCUCUCUGGAUAUAUGGAGCCACUCGGUGCAGAGGAAUGUCACAGCAGUGAAUCUGGAUGGACCAUGUAUAUUGGGUCUCCGGUAGAUGAUAAUGAUGAUGGUGACAACCACAAAAGCGACGACGAUGAACACUGUACUCAAGCUCGUCCACAAGAUGAUUAUGAUGAUGCAAGUGAUGAUUCAAUGGCUUCUGACGCGUCUUCUGGGCCAAGUCAUCAUGGCUUUGCGGAUUUGAAAAGAGGUGGUGAAGAGGAAUACGAUGGAAAAAACAAGUAUUGCUUAGAGAAGAAAGCAAAUAAGAGACAAGAGAAGCUAAUGAUGGAAGGAAAGAAGGUGUUGGAAAAGAAAGGGAAGGUAGUCGUUGAUAGCAAAGGUAAGUCUCAAGUUCAGGAGGUGAGGAAAAAAUGCUGUGAGGGGGGGAAAAGGAAAUAAUAGGUAGGUGCAUGUAUUUCCCUCAUUAAUUUCUUGCUUAGGUUUUCUUUUGAGCUAAAUAAUAUAUAGCUGCAAUUACCGUGUAGUGAUUUCAUUUCCUGAGAUGUUGUGGUGGUGAAAAUUUUGGAAAUAUGUCAUGCCUAUGCUAGCUACAGCAUGCAAAGGAUUAAAGGUAUGGUUGUAUAUCUGGUUAUUUCUAAAAUAUAUGUUGUUCAGAUAUAUACAAGUUGUUACUGUUUGUAUGA
Messenger RNA from Cajanus cajan (pigeon pea), 1051 nucleotides. RefSeq names its product suppressor of phytochrome b 5 (gene SOB5). The record is from RefSeq and is a predicted model, not a curated record. Gene Ontology annotation, biological process: cytokinin biosynthetic process. NCBI's taxonomy places the organism in Eukaryota, Viridiplantae, Streptophyta, Magnoliopsida, Fabales, Fabaceae.